Molecule: messenger RNA, 3662 nt
Organism: Anolis carolinensis (green anole)
Lineage: Eukaryota; Metazoa; Chordata; Lepidosauria; Squamata; Anolidae
Product: zinc finger protein 239
Exons: 2
Coding region: 828-1733 (301 amino acids)
Biological process (GO): regulation of transcription by RNA polymerase II
Cellular component (GO): nucleus
Molecular function (GO): RNA polymerase II cis-regulatory region sequence-specific DNA binding; DNA-binding transcription factor activity, RNA polymerase II-specific
Source: RefSeq, a predicted model, not a curated record
CGCCUCGACUCUCAGGACCGUUAACGGCAGAACGGCGAAGAGAAGGGCCGGGGGAGAUUCUGCCCGGAGACUGGUGACGUCAGGGAGGAAGGCGGAUUCCCAUUGGCGGGUCUCGGGAAUGACCGUUAACGGCAGAACGGCGAAGAGAAGGGCCGGGGGAGAUUCUGCCCGGAGACUGGUGACGUCAGGGAGGAAGGCGGAUUCCCAUUGGCGGGUCUCGGGAAUGACCGUUAACGGCAGAACGGCGAAGAGAAGGGCCGGGGGAGAUUCUGCCCGGAGACUGGUGACGUCAGGGAGGAAGGCGGAUUCCCAUUGGCGGGUCUCGGGAAUGACCGUUAGCGGCAGAACGGCGAAGAGAAGGGCCGGGGGAGAUUCUGCCCGGAGACUGGUGACGUCAGGAAGGAAGGCGGAUUCCCAUUGGCGGGUCUCGGGAAUGACCGUUAACGGCAGAACGGCGAAGAGAAGGGCCGGGGAGAUUCUGCCCGGAGGCUGGCCGGAGAGAGAGCGAGAGGAAGAGGAAGGAGGAGGAGGUACUUUCUGAACAAAUCUUGUGAAUAACACCUUGUGAGAGCCUUGCCCUCGGGAUGCCAUAAGCCUAAAAUGACUUGAAGGGACACAGCACUGACGAGAACAAGAAAUACGUAGAAGAAAGAUAUACUUCAAGCUCUUUACUGUGUAAUUAAGGGAGAAAGCGAAGAUUGUGCUCCAAAAAGAAGGACUUGGAGAAAGACUAGAAGGUUACAGCAAUAUAAACACCAAGAAGAGAAAAGUCUGGACUUCAUAGCUGUGAAGUUCUGGCAUAAUACUUUAAUCAUAAAUUUAAAAGAAUGGAAAAUCUUCUACAUCCGUAUUCCACAUCACACACAGGGGUGAAGGUACAUAAGUGUAUGGACUGCGAGAAAUGUUUCAUUGAGAGAAGUUCUCUUACUAAACAUCAACGAACUCACACGGGAGAGAAGCCAUAUAAAUGCAUGGAAUGUGGGAAGAGCUUCAGUCAGAGUCACAAUCUGUGUACUCACCAGAGGACCCACACUGGGGAGAAGCCAUACCAGUGCAUGGAAUGUGGAAAGAGCUUCAGUCAGAGUAGACAUCUGUACAUUCAUCGGAGGACCCACACUGGGGAGAAGCCCUAUCAAUGCAUGGAAUGUGAAGAAAGCUUCAGUCAGAUUGGAAAUCUGUUUACACAUCAGAGGACCCACACGGGGGAGAAGCCACAUAAAUGCACGGAAUGUGGAAAGAGCUUCAGUUACAGUGGGGACCUGCGUUCCCACCAAAGGACCCACACAGGGGAGAAGCCAUAUCAAUGCCGUGAAUGUGGAAAGAGCUUCAGUCAAGUUGGACAUCUCCGUUCCCACCAAAGGACCCACACAGGAGAGAAGCCGUAUCAAUGCGUGGAAUGUGGAAAGAGCUUCAGUCAGAGUGGACAUCUCCAUUCCCAUCAAAGGACCCACACAGGAGAGAAGACCCAUAAAUGCGUGGAGUGUGGAAAGAGCUUCAGUCACAGUGGAGACCUGCAUUCCCAUCAAAGGACCCACACAGGAGAGAAACCACACAAAUGCAUCGAAUGUGGAAAGAGCUUCAGUCUGAGUGGAAAUCUGCGUUCCCACCAGAUGAUCCACACAGGGGAGAAGCCAUAUCAAUGCAUGGAAUGCGGAAAGAGUUUCAGAAAAAGAUCGGCAUGCAUUAGACAUCAGAAAACUCACACACGCCUAAAGGAAGAGACCUUACUUUAAGCUUUCUAGCUCUCUUAAAAAGAGCCUUACAAAGUCCAUCCCUCCAUUGGUGGACAAAGAACGGGAGAAUGGAAGGAAAGAAGAAGGCUGCCACCUUGAGCUCCAUCUUUCAUGGACAGCAAUUUGUGUGACCUUGGUCGACUACUUCUGAAGGCAGGUGUUUUCACAGUAUUGCAACACGUUUGGAAGGGAUUGGCUUGACCUCUUCCUUCUCAAGGAAAGCAUCAGAGGCCUUUGGGAUUAUGUGUGAAGGCUUCUGAAAUGAGCAGCAGUUGAGACCGUACCGUAAACGGGUUCUGGAGAAGAAUGGCUCCUUGGUAAGUGAUAACUGUCGAUGUGUGAAAGGCUAAUCGAGAUUUAUUCACCUUCUCCCAUCUCAAUUCCUCUCCUUCCAAAGACCUGCCAAUCUGUCCAGUCUCGCAGAAAAUAAACUCUCAUCAGUCAGAUGUCAGCCGAUCCCAGCGGUUCAGAAACUUUAUUAAAGUUAUUUACAGCUAUGUACACAAGCACAGCUAACACACAUGUUCGGCAGAAUUGAUGGCGACCAGCGAAGGAGCUUAUCAGUAAAAAUUGUCUCCUCCCACAUUCCAUUAUUUAUUUACUACAUUUAUAUUCUGCUCUUCUCACCUCGAAGAGGACUCAGAGCGGCUUACAAAUCAAAUGAACAUACAAUAUAUUAUUAGCAUAGCACAAUAUGAGCAUUAAAUUACUAUACUGGACUAUAUUAUUAUAUGGUAAUAUUACCAGUUACUUAUGUCCGGUUACGUAGCAGAAGCUAAAUCAAUGUCGCUCUAGGCAGUAAAUCUACUUCUAUGCACUUAACCAUUCCUCUGCUGGAAUGCUUACCGAAGCCUUGUAGCCUGAAAGCCUAGCUUAUUCCUCCCUGGGGGAAUCUUUUGUUGGGAGGUGUUAGCUGGCCCUGAUUGUUUCCUGUCUGGAAUUUCCCUGUUUUGAGAGUAUUGUUCUUUAUUCACUGUCCUUGUUUUAGAGUGUUUUAAUGGUGGGAGCCAGGUUUUGUAAUCAAACCCCUCCCUGCGCCAUCACCGCCUCUGCGCAGGCGCAAGAUGGACACCAUUUCUCUUGCAGUAGUGUGUCUUCAUUAUGUUUUUCCCUUUUUCUGCAUGCUGGAUGGGGAUGGGGUAAGCGGGAGACUUUUUUUUCAUGGUCACUCCUUGGAUAGUGGUGAGAUUUGUUUUGUUGUUUACACGGUCCUACAAACAUAUAUUACAUUAUAUAUAUAUAUAUAUAUAUAUAUAUAUAUAUAUAUAUAUAUUUCAAGACUUCUGCCUUAUAGGUAAAGAUGGCCUUGGAUUCCCUUGUGUUUAAUAAAUAAUAUCUUGUUUGCUGUGUCAUAAAAUAAAAUAAUAAAUAUACUAACAUUGGAAUGAUACAGAGAAGUUUAGCAUGGCCCCUGAGCAAGGAUGACACGCAAAUUAAUGAAGCAUUCCAUAUUUUUUAUUUGUUGUUCUGUGUUGUUUUUGGUUGCUAUUAUUACUUUGUUGUAUUUUUUUGCUGUAAGUCGCCCCGAGUCCCUUUUGGGAAAGGGGGUGGGAUACAAAUAAAGCAUUGUUGUUGUUGUUGUUGUUGUUGUAUGAACAAAUUAAGUUGUUCAAGGAAAUUACAAGAUUGGGACUUACUAAUUUGCUAGUUAUAAUAAUGAGGGCAUUUAUUUGUUGUGUGUUCCAGGAAUUAGUGUAAUAUUAUUAAAAAUGGGAGGGUAAAUAUAGAACAGCACUUAAAGUGAAUCAAUAGAGAUAAAAAUUAGCAUGCAGUGAGAGUUUUAUAGAUUUGUUUUUCUGUCUCUUAGUUUUGUUCUCAUUGUGUAGAUGCGUGUCCUUUUUCCUUUUAUGUUUGUUAAGGAGUCGUGUUUUUUUUUUAAAGUACCAAAAUUGUAAUUUAUGUAAAAAAUAAAUAGUUUGUGUAAACAUG